CCGAGUCCACAGCGACGCCCAAGACUCUGCUCAAGCCAAAGCCCAAGCGUAUGCGCAAGAAUCCAUCUGCCCCUGCUUCUUCUCUUCAAAAGAAGCAGCGAACUGAAUGAUAUCAUCAACCAUAAUGGUCUAUUACCACUAGUUUUUAAACACCAUCGGGAAGGAUGUCGAUUUGCAAAAUAUUUGUAGCCUCACUCUUAUCUUCUAGUGUAUAACGCUUUGAUGGAAAUCAGUACACGCAUAAAAACAAACAAGUUUGUUGUUCUUGUCAAGUGAAACAAAAAAACAUCUUUUUUCCGCACCAAUUCAAACUAUUUUUUACAUUACUCUUUCACAUCAUUCUCAUUUGCUUUAAAUUCCAACUCUUUCUUUUUAAUUUUUAAUUUUCAAUUUUAAAUAUUUAAUUUCACAUUUUUCUUCUAAAUUCACAUGGAGAAGGCUGUUUUCAAGGCCACCCGCAAAGAUGCUGUGCAUCCCAAACAAAAGCACGUCGACACUCUCAUUCAGAUGACCCUCUCCGGGGCCUCCAUGGAAGAGCUCCUAAUGCUCAUUCAGGAUCGUUUUUCAGAAGCCAAUUGGGUGAUAUCGUUCAAGGCGCUGAUUCUGGUCCACGUUUUGAUGCAUGAGGGCAACGGGCCGAUGCUCUACGACUACCUCAUCCACCGGCCAAACGCCCUCGACAUGACGCGGUUCCGCGACCGUAACGGCACCAAGGGCGUGUCUGAAUUCGAGCAGAGCAAAAACGUCCGCACGUACGCGUCAUACCUCAACGACAAAGUGCUAGCGUACAAGGCGAUCCGCAUCGACCACGUAACGCAAAAAAGCCCCGCCGGAUCCCAGAUCUACCUUAAGCAACCAACGGACAUCAAGUUCAUGCUUCUGGAAGUAUCCACGGUGCAAAAGCAGCUUCAUUCGGUGUUGAAGAACCGAUUUGAUUCCGACACGUUGGAUAACGAGACAACAUUUUCUGCAUUUCGGUAUUGCCUGCGUGAUAUGUUGAAGCUUUUCCAGGUGAUGAAUUUGGGCGUAAUGAAGAUGCUCAAGGUUUAUUUUGAGAUGCGGUUGGAGGAUAUGCGGCGGGCGUUGGAUUUGUAUAAGCGGUUUGUGAAGCUGACUGAUCGGACGGAUGAGUAUUUGAAGAUUGCGAGGCAGUUUGAGGCUAUUUUUGGCUUUUCUAUUCCCAACCUUACCCAUGCGCCCUUGUCUCUGUCAAAGGCCUUGGAGGACUUUUUGGAGAUGCCGGAGGAGGAGCGCGCGAGCACUGUGCGGGAUAUGCGGGCUGCUGCGAAAAACAAGCCCCAGCAGCAACAGCAGCAGGAUGUGGCCACUUCUGCUUCUGGUCUUGGGGCGGGGAAGAGGCCGGUGGAGGUGGCCUUGGGAACGACCAAGGCUAAGCCGGAUUAUGGCUUGAAACUCAAGCCGGAGCUUGUGUCUGGCAGCAAUGGCAGUGGUUCCCAAGCGAAGGGCAUGAAAAGCCCGGUUUUGCAGUCUGGCAGCAACAAUACUGCAGCUGCCCGGUCGCCUGGGCCAGCACGGCCCACUGCUGCUGCUAGUUCGACUGCUGUGGCAGCAGCGGCAAAGCCCGUGGAGAUUGACUUUAUUGACUUUUUCUCGAGUAUUGAUGAUGAGACUGUGACUACGCAAGUACCGCAACAGCAACAGCAACAGUUUCAACCGUUCCAACAGCAGCAGCAGGAGCAGCAGCAGCCUCAGCAGCAGUUUCAACCGUUCCAGCAGCAGCAGCUUGAGCAGCAACCGGGUGCCGAUUUCGAUACCAUGUUUAAUGCUCUUAGUAAUCCGUUUGCUGCCCCUUCUGCGGGUAAUGCAGCUUUUGGCUCAUCUGUGGCUUUUGGAUCGCUCGGUCAGCAACCUAUUCAGCAGAGGGACCUGUCCAGCACUCCAUUUGGUGUAUAUCAGUCCACGUCAUCUAUUGGCUUUUCGUCUUCGAAUGUGGCUGUUAAUCAGUUUUCGGGAUUAUCUGCGGGACAUCAGGAUAGCGGCUAUUCUGGCAACAAUGUAGUGCCAGCAGUGCCGGCGGCUGGUGUGUCUGUUAAUAAUCCAUUCAGACAGUCGAUGUACCCCACUCAGCAGCAGCAACAGCAACCACAAUCGCAACAGCAAGAUUUUGGCUUGGUUAAUCGGAUGGCGCAGAUGGAUAUCCAGCAGUCGUAUAAUCCGUUUACGCAGCGGCAGACUAUGUAUUUGGACUCUACGGGAACGACCCCUUUUGGUCAGCAGCAGCAGUUGCAAAUGCAUCAGCCGCAGCCGCAGCCCCAGACGCAGCCCCAGACGCAGCCCCAGCCCCAGACGCAGCCCCAGCAGCAAUUGCAGCAGACACAGUUGCAGCAGCUUCAGCAGUUUGGCAGCGGAGGUGGUGGUGGUAUUGCGAACAUAACUUCGCCGUUUGCGGGUGUGAAUGCAAAUAGUAUUCAGACCGGAAAUAAUGCGGGUCAGUUUUUGGCAUCGCCAUUUGGAACUAGCCAGCCCCAGCAACAACAAUUGCAGCAGCAUCAGCAGACCAGUGUGCACGCUCUGCAGAACACUCUCAAUAAUGGCAACUUUGCCGACUUUAAUUUCUUCCAGUGAUCUCCAACUAGACAAUAAUACUGUUUUUUAAUUUUUAAUUUUUAAUUUGUUUGUAAACUACACAAUCAAACUCCCAUUGUUGUGCGCG
This is a messenger RNA of Kickxella alabastrina, 2674 nucleotides long. RefSeq names its product ANTH domain-containing protein. The coding region runs from base 430 to 2586 and encodes 718 amino acids. Gene Ontology annotation, cellular component: clathrin-coated vesicle; clathrin-coated pit. The transcript is spliced from 2 exons. The record is from RefSeq and is a predicted model, not a curated record. Gene Ontology annotation, molecular function: 1-phosphatidylinositol binding; clathrin heavy chain binding; SNARE binding. Gene Ontology annotation, biological process: clathrin-dependent endocytosis; clathrin coat assembly; vesicle budding from membrane. NCBI's taxonomy places the organism in Eukaryota, Fungi, Kickxellomycota, Kickxellomycetes, Kickxellales, Kickxellaceae.